Molecule: messenger RNA, 12894 nt
Organism: Dalotia coriaria
Lineage: Eukaryota; Metazoa; Arthropoda; Insecta; Coleoptera; Staphylinidae
Cellular component (GO): cytoskeleton
Molecular function (GO): guanyl-nucleotide exchange factor activity; cytoskeletal protein binding
Source: RefSeq, a predicted model, not a curated record
GCUGGUCGCGUUCGCGCUCGCGCAUUCUCGAAUUCUCGCAGUCUCGUUCAGUAUUUACCAGCCGCGAGUGUGAUCCGUGCUGUUCCGUGAAUCUAUGCGUUUUUGUGCCGCCCGGAGCGUCGUCGUCUCGCUGGAUAUUACGGAUGCGUCGCGCAGAACAUGCACAUUAAUGACAGAUUCGAGCGAUAAAGCAUCCAGAGCGCGAUGGAGUCGCGCGAGGCGAACGGCUCGACGGGGCAGCUGUCCAGUGGUGGCAGUAUCGGUGACGGCGUGGGCGCGACCGGCAUGCACCACUCGCACUCGACGCCGGCAGGCGUAGACGGCGUCGGCGGCGGAUCGCGCACCCCACCGGCGACGCCCAAGAAGGGCGGCAAGAUGCUCGCGAUACGCGUGCAGAUGCUCGACGACACCGUCACCAUAUUUCAAGUGCAGGCAAAAGCCCUUGGACAAGUCUUGUUUGAUCAAGUAUGCAAGCAACUGCACUUGCUCGAGGCCGAUUACUUUGGCUUAGAGUACACCGACAUGUCACACACCAGAGUCAGAUACUGGCUGGACUUACAAAAGCCUAUGUCGCGGCAGCUGGGUUUAUCGCUGGUGGACCCACUACUACAGUUUUGCGUCAAAUUCUACACGCCGGAUCCUGGACAGCUGGAGGAGGAAUACACGCGUUAUCUGUACUGUCUGCAGGUGAAGCGUGAUCUAGCAAUUGGGCUAAUGCACUGUAAUGAUAACACGGCCGCGCUUAUGGCUAGUUAUAUCGUGCAGGCCGAAUGUGGUGAUUAUGUUGCUGAGGACUAUCCUGACCACACAUACCUCUCCUCUUAUAAGUUUGUGCCACAUCAGGAUCCUGAAAUGGAGAGACGCAUUAUGGAAAAUCACAAAAAACACGCAAGUCAAUCCCCAGCAGAAGCAGAUUUAAAUCUUCUUGAAACUGCGCGACGUUGCGAACUCUACGGCAUCAAAUUGCAUCCUGCAAAGGAUCAUGAGAAUGUGCCGCUGAAUUUAGCUGUCGCACAUAUGGGCAUCGUGGUUUACCAGCAGAUUACUAAGAUCAACACGUUCUCCUGGGCGAAAAUCAGAAAACUGUCUUUUAAACGAAAAAAGUUUCUGAUUAAACUUCAUCCCGAGGGAUACGGUUAUUAUAAAGAUACAGUCGAGUUCUUCUUCGAGGGACGCGACGAGUGUAAAAACUUUUGGAAGAAGUGCGUGGAGAAUCACGGCUUCUUCCGCUGCUCCACGGUGCAGUACGUUUCGAGGCAUAAGACACGCGUGCUGUCGCGCGGCAGCUCGUUCCGCUACAGCGGCAAAACGCAGAAGCAGAUGGUCGAGUUUGUGCGCGACAAUUACGUGAAGCGGCAGACAUUCCAGAGGUCGGCGUCAUUCCGCCACUCUAGCGCGCAUUUGAACGCCAACAACAAGAACACCAGCUCGGUCGGAAACAGCAUUUCCGCCCAUCCCCUGUUGCCCCUUGCCGACAGCAAUCUUAGCGUGGAAGUGUCCAAACUCUCGGCGUCGCUGGGUGCGAUGGUGCCGCCGGCAACGUCGGCGUCGACGACGGCGGUGAGCUACCCGCGCGCGACGGGGCGAACUUCUCCGACGACGAGGUCAGCUUAUCACCACCGCGGCACUCCUACGUGCUGGAGUUCGGCCCCCGACACCAGGCCUACCACACUGCCUGCUCGGAUGACGAGCUCGCCAUCACCUCCUCCGACGACGCGAUCGGGCUCGCCGGCGAUUUCUGCGGCUACGAGCCCGCAGCGUACGGUGGCGGCGGCGGUAGCGGGCCAUUCGCCUGUGGCCGUCCGCGCAGCCGUUCACAGGGCCGAUAUAGCAACAGGUACACCACACCCCACGCACCACAUUACUACCCGGACGCCCUGUAAUCGUCCGCCGUCACAGACGCAAUCGCAAAACGACAUCGAUCACGCGGUACCCCCACACCCCCAAUUCCAAUCCGACUUUAGCGCUGAGGUAGACGAUGUAUGCACCUCGGAAGCCGCCGCUCUGCCGCACGUAAAGCGGCACGUGUGGCGGCGCAGCGCUAGCUGCCGCGAUUUAUACGACUUUAGUUUUGAAGACUCUGGGCAAGCAAAACGCCGCGUUAAACCCGACCAUCUCGUGAUUGUUUCUAACUCGGGGGCGGCGGUAGCGCAUGAACUUACGUCCCAUCUGGACGAGCGCAAGCUCGAGUCUCCGGUCACACGUUACGGCGACGAUCACAGGGCAAUCUACGCGAGUUCACAAAAUACUAGCUUAGAAAUCCAUCAAGACAUCAUGAUGCCGGAACAGAAAGUCUAUUCGAGUAGUUAUCCCGGCACCACCGCAUACUCGCAGGAGUCUAUGGAAGAUCCCGGCAAUUACGAGUUGCGCGACUCUCAGGACGAUGUGUCACAUGACAGCUACGACCUAAUUGAGCGCUCCGAUGACGAGUGCAGCACGUCGGGCGACUCGAAAUAUGCAAAGGUGAAGGGCGUCGGGACCACUCGAAGUUGUAGUCUCGAUUCAGGUCGGUACAUACCCUCUGACAGUGAUUCGGAGGCAGAUAAGCACCUUAAGUGCAAGAGUUCCGAGGAUAUCCAUCCAGAUAUUUUUGCGAUGGAAGAUCCGAGGGACUUUCCGCGCGAGAUCGUACCGCGUAAAUCGGACGGAUCAUUUUAUAAAAAUCUUAAGCCUAGCUCGCGUACGUCUAGCCAGGAAUCAAAAUCUGACUAUUACGAUACGCGUCCGGUGUGCAAAAAGCGUCGCAGCAUCGGUUCGCGUACCUCAAGUCAGGAGUCGAAAUCCGACUACGAAACUAAAAAACAUACACAUAGGCGUAAAUCUAAUCUUAAAUUUGACUCACGGCAGUCUUCGGCUGAGUCGAAGAGUGAAUAUUAUGAUGCUCCAGCUGAACCUAAGUCUCCCAAACAGGACUACGACAGACAUAUUCAAUUUGAACGUAAUUACGGUACCGGUACCCAAAAACAGCGCCAACACGAUAAUUCUGAAAUCAAUCGAAAUUAUUCCCACUUUAAGGAAACUUCUCAUGUGCACUCUAUAAGUUUACAAAAUGUCGAAACAGAGCAGAACAUACGCGCGAAUCGAAUGGCGGCUAAUUUAGAACAGAAUACUGUUCCAAGGGCACAGAAACGUACACAAAGUGAUUCUGCUGAUCGCAGAAGUAUUACGCACAUUUGGCCUGAAACCAUCGCUGGAAUUCCAACGCAAAUUCAGGAUUGGACUGCCAAACAACAGAGCACUAAAUCUACCGAAUCAGAAAGUAACAUUUUUAGUUUUGACGAGGAACGUAUCAAAUCAAUGGAGGAGAGCGAUGAUUACGCAAUGGUUCCAACUUUGCCACCAAGAGAUAUACCGUCGCAGAGAGAUUCAGACAAGAAAAAUUAUCGCGAUGUUUUCGUUGAGAUUGAGCCUAGAAAGUUGGAUUUGAAAGAUUCAAUGAUGCACCAGCCCAUUGAACGUACAAAAAGCGAUCCUAAUAAUUUAGCUUGGCAACGUUUGAAUUCGAAUUCUAGACGUAUGCUCCUCAAACAUCAAAAGUCUAUUGAUCUCACUCCCGCCGAAUCCAGCGAUGAAGAUUACCUCUAUAAACAAAUUCCUAGCGCUCCUCCAAUAAUGAAAUAUCGCGGAAAUAGUACUCAUUUUGAAAUGCCCACUGCCGAAUUUGGACAUUUUGACAUUCUAAAACGCGAAGUAGAAGGACAAAAGACACGGUUUGAAGUACCCAAAAAACAGUUUGAAGUUUUGGGCGCAAAAACUCAAUCAGAUUUUAUUAAUUUACCUCCUAAGAGCGAAACGGACAUUCCGUAUGUUUUGCAUAAAAGACACGUCAUGAACGGAACCUCUAAAGAGGAACCAGUUGACAUUCGUAGAGUUCCUGAUGUUGUAGAUUUUGAAAGUCAAAAGAAACCUAAAAGUCCCAGUGCGACUGAGUUGCCGCCAGUACCAACCUCAACUUCAUUUUUAUUUACGCAGAACAUUGAUUUAUCUAAAGUUGAUCCUGUCACGUUAGAAAUUGACAAAACUGCAAAACCUAUCCAUCAUCUUUCUAGUCCCAAGAGAGAUAUCACUCGAAUUGAUCCUGCAAUCCUCGAAACGUUGAAUUCAAAAUUAAGUCAAAUUGAAAGUGAUAGUCCUACAAGUAGUCGUACAGAAAGUUUAAAACCUGCUCAGAAAAUUAAAGCGCUUCAACAAAUUGAAGAAGUUCCCUCGAGAAAACCUGAAAUUGUUGGAGUUAAACCUAAAAUUAACGUAGAAAAACCUCCAGUUGAUAAGAUUAAGACAGAUAUUAAGCCUAAGCGAAUAAUUAAAUCACGAAUGCAGCCGGGGAAGAAGUUUAAAGGCAAUAAAACAAAAGUACGCAUUACUUCGUUCAGUUCUGACGAUGAAUCGCUUGAUUCCGAUGAUGUUUUUGGCAGCGCUGAGGCCACGCCCACCAAACUGGAAUUUUCACCGCCUCAGAUGCGGAAAGAGAUGGAGUCGAUUUUAAAGUACGAAUCAGAACGCAAGUAUCUGCAAUAUACAAUGUCGUCUACUGAGGUAGAAGGAUCGCCUCCUACCACACGGCGAACGGAUACAUUAUAUUGUAGAAAUGAGGAACAACCUGAACUUAGACGAAUUUCCGAAAGAUCUUUGUCCAUUCCAAGUUCUGAAGAUGACUUUAACAUUAAAGUCUCAGACCUGCCAGCUGUGUUUGAACCUGAAGAUCAGGAACAUGAUCAUGAUGAAGUUACUCUCACAUUGGAUACAUUAGAAGAGGUUGAUAAGGAAGCAGAUAAGUCUAUUGAAGAUACUGUGACAGUUGAAAUGACUGAACAGGUUACUAUUCAGGAGUUUCUUAAAGAAGAAGAUUUAAAGGAAAUUGAUGAAGAAAAGGAAAAGGAGAAAGCACAACUUUUAGAAGACAUUGAACAGGAUAUUAGAGAUUUAAAGGUACCAGCGAAAACAAAGAUUACUGAGAUUUGUUCUCCGACAUCGAGAAGAAAGGGUCAGAGUCCUAUGUUGUUUGCUCACGCGAGAUUAAAUCUUUCAGAAGGUUCCGCGUUCUCUUUAUUACAGAAACAACAGGCGCUUGAAUCCCCAGUCGCUGGUCGGCGAGCUAAAUCAUUGGACACACCUGUUAUUUCUGUGAAUCGACUACCACCUUUAAAUUCCUUCUCGAGUAAAGAUGAUACUGUAGAGGAGGAAGAUGAUUUACCAGUUAAGGAGUUACCUGAUAUUGAAAAUGAGGAAUUGCCGAAGAUACCUGAGGUUGUUGCUAAACAACCACAACCAUUACCACCUUUAGUGACUAAAGUAGAAGAUAGGAAACCUACGGUUGUAAAAGCUACAAAGAAAGUUCUCCCUGCUAAGCAGAAGAGCAUUGAAAAAGACCAAAUUGUACCUGAUGUCUCGAAAACAAAAAAGACCACGAGGGCUGCAACGGCAAAAGUUAAACCUACAGUUAAAACGAAAACUACUGUUACUCCACCGAAACCAUCUACCACCAAGACGGUUGCUACUGCACCGAAAGUGAUCAAAAAAGCAACGACAACUGUCACCACAACGGUUACUUCUAACACUACUACCACAUCAGCUCGGGUGGCCACCUGCAGCUGCAACUGCAGCAAAACCACCCGUUGCAAAGGUCAAACCUAUUCCCCUAAGAGUUUAUCUCUUGAGAAGGUUAAGGAUCCCGAAAAGAAACCGGAACCUGUAAUAACACAGAAAUCAUUACCAUCUCAGAAUUCAUUGCAGUUACCUGGGCACGAAAUUAAACGUACGAAAAGUCAAGAGUUGGAAUCCAGUAAGCGACCGGUCACGAAAGAAAAAGCAAAAUCAUUGGAGAAACUGGAAUUUAAACGAACAUCCAGUAAAGAGCGAACUAAAUCUCAGGAUGAAGAAGUUGACAGUGCUAAACGAAAGGAGUAUCAACAAAUGUUGUAUGAAACUGCUAUUAAACAAACAAAAACUGUGAAAAGUCCCGUUAAAGAUAUUAUGCCGGUAUUUCCGCAAGUUGAGGAAAUGGUCCGGGAACGCGGUGGAAAGCUUGAAAUCUCAAUUAAUACUAUUGAAAAUACUGGAGUAAACCUGGAAGAAGCCAUAAUCAUCACAAAAUCUCCGAAGAAAUUGGACAAAAACUUGGAUCAGAAACUUACGAAAAGUUUAGAGCUGACGCUUGGUGAUGAUGAUGGGGUAGAAGUCAAUGGGAAAUCGAUGCAACGACUUGGGAAAUCCUUAGAUUUAGAACCUCGGAUUCCUUCUUCUGAACAUUUUGACUUUAAAAAGGAAACCAUUGAGAGUAUGAAUAUGCACGCGUCUCCUGAUAGUCCUCAAGUUGGUGAAGUUGUGGAGGAAGUGGUUGAAGCAGAUGUUCAUACAUCGGAGCCAUUAGAUACAGAUACAGAAGAGACCUUACAGGAUACCGAAGCUACUCAAUUAGUAUUAGAGGGUACUAGUUUAGAUGUUUGGAUUUCAGUAGAUGGCACACAAGAAAUUGCACCUCCGAGAGGAUACGAGUUUGAUCCUCAGCUUGAAUUAGAUAAACCGGAAUUGCUAAAAGAUAUAACCAUUUUGGAAAAGUCGACGAAUUUUUUUGAACCAUCCACUGUCAGUAAACCCCCAGACUUAAUAAGAUUACAAGAAACUAAAAGUAGUUCGAGUUCGCAGAGUAAUGAAAGAUUAAGUCUUGGGAACUCUUUGGAGAUGAAGUAUGCUGAUGAGUCCGGUGAAUCUUCCCAUCGAUCGGACUCAGCGUUUGUGCAGGAAUUGAAAAAGGCUUCUCAGACAGUGGAGAAAUUACUUAUGAAGAAGUUGGCAAAGCGCAGACAAGCAGAAGAGGCAAAGGCUAAAGAAAUUCCGGAAGAAAUGGAGCCGGAAUUACACGAGCUGCAACAGACAUUAGUUCGAAUUACGAGCGAAGACGAAUCAUUAACUUCUGUCAGCGAUAUGAAGUUGGAAUAUCAGGAUAUGAACUUUUUGGGUGUGGGUAAUGAUCACAAGGAUGCUUUGCUUAAAUUGAGUAUUGAACGCAGCCGAUCUGAAGAUACGGGUUCCUGGAUGACAGUGGAAUGUGACGAGUACGUCGGACAGGAGAGUUUUGAGUAUGAUAAUGCAGAGAAUCUUAGCAAACAGGCGACUCCUACGAAAGACGUGGCAAAAUCUCCCACCACUGAUGAACCAAAGAAUCUUCUUACUGCGCCAACCCAAAAUAAAAAGUUAGAGAUUUUGAAAAGAUCGAGUGAUCAGUCUCGUUCCAGUGACACUGGAUCAUGGACUAGUGGCGAGAAAGAUCUAUCUCCGGGUAAAACCGGUGAUGAAUCUAGUGUCAGCUGCUCAAUCGGUUUUGCAAUUGGCCUGAGUCAAACCAUCGAAAAAUUUUCGACCAAAGAGCAGCUGGAUAAAUCUUCUCCGGAGUUAGAACCCAGAAGUCCUAGAAGUCCACGCUCUCCAAGAAUUUGCGUUCUUGGUAGAACUUUUACCAUCGAUGAAGAUUUUGGCGUUAAAUCUGGGUCUAGUUCGGAAGGCGAUGUAGCGGCGGGAGGAACAUUAGAUUUGAGCGCAAUUCAAGAAGAAGAUGAUAGUAAAAAAAGUAAGAAACCUUAUCCGUUUGAAGAAAAAUGGUCCAAUGAGUCGGAAUUGACUCAAAGACUACAACAAAAAAUCACCAAGAAAUUAUCGUCUGAAAAGAACAGUUUGUCAUCCGUUGACGACCCUCUUUCGGACAGGAGACGUGGAGGUGGUUCCUUAGAGAAACCUUCGUUAAACUCUGUGGAUCGACUUAGUGCUGAAUCUCGAAACUCGGUAGAUACAGAAUCUAGUUCUGGUAGUUUUGGACUUGCAAAUAGAGGUGGAUUGAAUGAAAUGAGUUGUACCUGGAAACGUUUUCCAAUUGGAGAGUCUGGAUCAGCUUCUUCUAGUAUUGAUGAUGUUGACCCUGACUUUUAUGCUCAGGAAUAUUUUCUUAGCAGGGAGAGCUCUGCAGAUAUAUGCGGUCUUGAUGUGUUUACAUUAGAUCCUGAUGCAACACCAACAAAAGAGACAGUUGAUGACAACCUUGAUAAGUUUAAUUAUUUUCCACCUGAAUUCAACUCGUCCACGUAUAAUACACCAAACUUUUUAUCGCGGACAUUGUCUCGUAUUUCUGAGAGGAGUUCAAAUUCCGAGAAAACCGAUGAAGACUCGAUAAAAGCUUCGAUGAGUGAUGCCAGUCAUGAAGAAUCUAUUCAUCAGGGUACCAUUAGUUCUGGUUCCCCUAGUAAUGCACAGGGAAGCGAUAAGAAAGUUAAGACAUUGCCUAAACAACCAAGUAAGGAAAGUGAAAAGUUUGAGUUGCCAAAUAUGACCAAUUUGCUUCAAAGACAAAUCUCUGAUGAUCGACGGACUUCUGCCGAAAUGGCAGAGUUAUCAAUAGAUGACAUAGAGAUUAUUACCUCAGAACGAGGGCUUAGAUUAAAACGACAAGAUUCUGAUGAUACUAUAAUUGAUGAGGAUACAAACGAAAAACAAUCGUCUAGUAGUCAGGAGAGUGAUGAAUGGCCAUUACCUGAUAUACCAAUGCAACGACCUUUGAUGGCAAUGCAUGAGACACCAUCAUCUGAUAAUUCUACGCAGCAGACCACACAAUUAUUCCAACCACCUGUUGUUUUACCAGAUAUUCCAAAAGUAUUUGGUCUUAGGGGAAGUAUUGUUAGUCAGACAUCUGAGCAAUGGCCGAGUCCACCAUCUAGUGUGGCUGAUGACGGUGAACCAGCUCUACCUCAACCAACAACCGCGGUUAAAGUGGAAACACAUUAUAUUACUCCCCCUGAAGAAGCGUGUAAAGUAAUGGUAGAGUCUAACACACAAAGUUACGAAAACGAUUCCAAUUCUUUAUCUGAUAAAACUCUUGAGUAUGAAGUAGAUGAAGAAGAAAAGACUCACACAUAUGAAAAUGUUGCUACUGAUCAAAUAUCAGAGUCCAUUUCGGAAAGUCUCAGCGUGGGACCUAGUGGGGUAAAAAUUGUUCUAGAACCUAAGUCGGGAUCCAAUUCAAAUUCGGAUGAGUUCAAUGUUUCGAAUAUGCAAGAUGAUGUUUUUACAACAGAACAUCAGGCAUGCGAAUCUAGAAAUGAAUUACGUCCCCCAGUGAUGCGGCGUUCGACCACCUCUGAGGAUUCAUCACAUUCGGGUAAUAAUAAUCAGAGGAAAAAGUCGAAAUCGCAUAGUUCUUAUUCUGAUGAUGAUGAGGCGACUAGUUCCAUGGGAACAACUUUGGAAGAUGGUACUGUACGAUAUGCAUACCAGCCAACAAAAUGUACGCAUAGCAGUCAUAGUGAAGAUACUUCCAUUGCUCUAUCACUCUCUGAGUGGUCUAACAGUACAACUACUGUCAAGUUUCAAAAUUUGUCAACUAGUAAUAGCGGGAAGUCAUCUGGAUUAAAAUCCGAUGAUAAUUCCUUGACAGAUAUUGCGCAUUCCAUUUCCGAAUGGUCUAGUAGUAAUUCUAAUACGCUGAAAGCACAAAGCUUACAAUUUCAGAAACUGUCUUCUUCAACAGGGGACAGUAGUACUUUAACAGAUAUGAUGGGUAAGGAUUGGUCAACCGGGUCUGAAAACAUAAUGGCCCAAUCGCAAUUUUAUAGCACAGAUCGUUCUUCGUUGAGUAGAUUAGGCUCUAGCAUUGAGGAACCUGAGCUUGAUACAACGUCACCUAGAACAAUUGCUUCCGAAGAGCUGGCUAGAUUUGGACAUGUUAUUUCUGUAGCUCCAGUGUCAUUGAGCGAUGAGAAAUCUAGCAGUUCUCAAGAGCAGCGCACUGUCCACACUCAGCGUUACGAUAAAGAGAAACAAAAAUACGCGAAACACCAAUACCAACCCUCCGUUAAUUUACGCACAUCGUCUGUAGAUCGACCAGUGAAGGUACCUCUCAAACUCGCCAAAUGUUCACCGUAUUAUUCUAGUAGUUUAAGUUCAGAGUCAACGCCAAUGACAGUAACACAUCCGCUACCUAUGUGUAAAACUGCUACGAUUCCUCUAACAAGGACUCAUAAGAAACCUGUGGCGAAAGGUGCGUUAUUUCAGGCUAGAAGUCCACCUAGUGAAAACGAUUCUACUAGUAGUAUGGAAUCAGCAAAGUGUAAAUCUGAACCAAGACGUGGUUAUCGCCGACGACGCCAUACACCGCAAAAACGUCACAAGGUGGAUAAAGAUUGUACGCAUCUAAGCAAAGAUGAUUACUUUUACGUUGAUCCUGAAACCACAGAGUACAACGAAUACAUUCGUAAUCGAAGUUUUGAAGAACUCGCCUGCGGUUACCAAUACGAACACAUGCAGGCAGAGAAUUUGGAAGAAGGGUACUACCCUGAUGGAGACUCACAAUCUGGGAGCGAUAUUUUUCGCAUGGAACGCGACGAGCCUGAACCACUCGAACCUGAAACUUUUGACGUGUCUUCUAUUCCACCACCUCUGAUUGAAGAUGAUUUCGAACAGAGGGAUGAUGACGAAGGUGCUGACAUAUGAUUCUAAACACAAACGAACGAAUUACUCACCAAUAAUAAUAAUAAUAAUAAUAACAAUACCAAAUAUAAAUGUGUCACACGUGGUGCACCAACUUUAUAAAAUUUUAUUCAUCACAUUUACCACCAAAGCAAACAUUGUUAUAUAUUAAUGUCUUUAUAAACGUUUAAAAACUCUAAAAAAGGCAAAGCUGAUGAGACAACACUGAUGGCUGGAAUGGACUACAAUCGAAAGCCUAAAAAGACUGAAGUAUAAUUAAAACAAUGCUACAUUUACAGUAUUAUAAACCGGGACGAAUUAAAGAAGAACUAAACGAGCAUCAUAAUAAUCAUAACUAAAACUCAUCGAUAUUAAACAACACACGAAUGCGGUAAUAUGCGAGAGGAAAAACUAUGCGGCGUAAACAUGUAAAAAAUAAUAAAAGAAGAAAAUAAUGUAAAUAUUGCGCGUAGUAAACGUAGAUUCACUGGCUGGACGUAUGAUUAUCAGUUUAGACGCCAUUUUGAAUCAAAUCAAUGAACAAUUUUAGUUUUAUUCAAACUAAAAUUGUGCUUCGAUUGAUUUUAUGUGGGGUAUAGAUGUAAACAAGGAAUUUAAUGCUGUAAUGCGUUUACGAGUAUACCGGUGCCUAAUUUAACUUUAAAUUGCGUUACAAUCAAAUUUGAUGUGAACUCGAAGAGCUGCUGCGUAACGUUAUUAGCACAACGCAAAUCGUAAUUGCGUGAAUCUUCCCUGGAUGCCUAAAGUUCGAAAAGUUUGUUCAAGUUGUUGAUGAUUUAAAAAACGUUUAUUUGAUGGAACUAAGUUCGUACUUUGUUGCUAGUUAACUUACACACAGAGUUUAUUACUAACUAUAAUAUAUACACACUACAAAGAAAAGAAAUAAUGAAACAAAUCGAAAUGUUACUAAUUAUAACCUCGGAAACAAGACAAAACUGAAAUCAAAUUACCUAGAUAUAAUUAAUUGUUAACGUGCGCGUAUUGAAAUAUUGAAAAUAUUAAAAGAAGGAGAAGACGAAAUGAAUAUUUAGAUCAAAUUCCAAAUUUCAACUUUAAGAUAUAUGAUAUGGUGGAACCUGAAAAAUUAAGAAUCAUGUAGUGAAAAUUAGUACACCCGAACAAUAAGUAGAAGAAAAACAAAAAAAAGUAACAAACACACAGUUAUGAAUUGUUUGUUUUAUAUUGAUUUUUGUUUUUCGCGUUAUUUAUUAUUCGAUUAUCAUGUGGAUUCAUUCACCCGAGUGAAUGUAUUGGUGCCCCUUUGAAUAACUUUAUUAUUAAUUAUUUAUUAAUUAUCUCAUGUGAUAUAUGUAUGUGCCAAACAACUCUCUCACUGAUUUGAAACCCACGAACGAUGCGAGUAUGACGAUUGAGGGCAAAUGAUUGAAACAAAAACAAAAGUUGUGCGUUUGUGAAACAUUGAAGUCGAUUAUACACACUCAACACAAAACAAACCUACUUGAUAAAAGAAAUGUUUAUAAAUGAAAACAAACCGAGUACAAUAUUGAUUAAAUCUAACGCUAUAUAUUAAUACAUUUAUUACGAUGAUGAUUGGAAAAGUCGUGUAAAAGGAAGAGUUGGUUUACAGCAACAUUCCAAAGCGUAACCCCCACACACUCACAAACAUUGUAUUCUAGUCAAUAACUAAUUAAUUAGGCGAUUAAUGAUGGGGUGACACGAUUACGUUUUUAAGUUAUGUUUGCGUUUUUGAACGGUUAGUGCGUGGAUUUCUAUAACCCGACAAAUAUUACGAUGCUAUAUUGUGUAAGUGAUGUAAUUGUUAAGUGAAGAAAAGACAUACGAGCGGCUGCAUUGCAUUUAACACUGAUAUAUUGAUAUAUUCGUAUUUAUGAUUAAAACCAGCAUUCGUUUCGAAAGCAAUUGAUUGAUUAUAUAUUUAAACGACGAGACAUUAUAUGAAAUAGUAAUCAAAUAAAAGAAACAAGCGUAUAAUUAAUACAUAUAUUAUAAAGUUAAUAAUUGUUAAAAUUGACGUACUAAACUACACUGAAUACAAAUGCGACAUGAUAAAUUCAGUCGAGUACGACUUGACAGUUAAAUUAAACGAACAGUAUUAAACAAGAGACACAAUAAAUGAGGACAACCCAAUGCUCAAAAUGAUUAUCGAAUUUAACCAGGGCCUAAAUGCUUUCAAUUUUCGGCGCGUACCGUUCAGUUACUCAUGUGCCAAACAACUUUUCAGUAUUGAUGAUAAUGCCAGCUACGUUUUGACUUUAUAUUCUUCAUUGUCGUGCUUGUUUGUUAUUAGCUCUUGCUCACACGUGCUCUCGAACAUAUAAUGCAUUUCAGUUGUUGAAUUCUAUGAAACCGAAUGUUUUAUUGAUUGAUUGGUUGAAAGACAUUCGAAAUAUGUAAAAAACACAAUCAAUAUUAAUAAAAAUCUCAUCAAUUUUUAUUGAA